UCUGUCCUCCAUUUUGUCACGACGCUUGACAGAAACGGGAGGGAAAUUUGGGCGGACAUUAAUUUAUUCAGUUAUUUUAAAGGUUUUAGACAUGGAUCUCCAGAAGCAGCGCCACGGCAUGACGAUGUCCAACGGCUUCAUCUUACCUGAGGGCAAAAUGACCCCUAACACGCUUUUUGUCGGAGGCAUUGACAUGAAGGUUGAAGAGAACGAGAUUCGAGACUUCUUUGCUCGGUUCGGUACCGUGAAGGAGGUUAAGAUCAUCACCUACCGCGGUGGCAUCUGUAAAGGUUAUGGGUUUGUUUACUUCAGCGAGGACGUGGAUAUCCAGACCAUCUCUGAACAACAGGUCACUUUUAAAGGAAAGAAACUCAAACUGGGUCCAGCCAUCAUGAAGGAGCGGAGUUCUCGUGAGUCAGGUUUUCCAGAUUCUGUCCAGUCACCUCUGAUUGGUCCAUCACAAUGGGUAAGCCCCUCCCCCUGCGUCUACUGUACCUGCUGCCCUCCCAGCCUGGUUCCACCCACUGUGCUCGGCGGAGGAGCGCAGUACCUACAGCCAUAUUCUUACCCAAAUUUUCCAGGAGUAAUGAUCCCACAAGUGCCGAUGAAUUAUACACCGCCAUCCUACGCCUACCCGUAUUCCCUGCAACAGUGGUGUGGUGACCAGAGGACCAGGUUUAUGAAUCAGAACUUUGUGGAUUGUGGAGUCCAGACGUUGCUGACACUUCUGUAGUCCAUUUUAGAGGUGGACUUUCAUCCUGGACCCAUGGAAACCAAAGUCUUCAUGGAAAUGAUGCCUGAUUGUGGGGAAACAUCUCCAGCUUUCUACCUCUGCUGUGACAGUUUUUGGAUACGAAGGUCCCGCUCUGAGUGACAUGUCGGUGUGAUGUCCAAUCAUGGUCAUGUGGUCAAACUUCUAAUAGAAGGCUGCAUACUAUGUGUGUGUAUGUGUGAACACAAUUACUCGGUUUAUUUGUAUUGUCCUUUUCUCUGCUUUUGUGAUACCAAACCUACAAAAAAAGAAAAAGAAAAAAAAAGACACUUUUAAAAUCACAAAAGCAUUUCUGUUUCAUUUACGUUGCUUAUUUUAAUGUUUGCACCUCCGUCGCUUUCUGAAUGCUUUUGAUCUCAGUGUAGAGCGACUGUUCUUGAGGCUUCUGUAAAUCGUAAAUGUUUAGAAAGUUCUAAUGAAUCUCAUUCAUGCUGGGAAAUCUCCAACUUCACGCAUCAUUAAAGCACUCUCCUGCCUCAUUUCUAGCAUUUGUUACUGUUUCGGAUCUUUCUCUGUGGAUUUUUUGGUGUGUGGGUUUUGUUUAUUUAUUUAUUUAUUUAUUUUGUGGCUUUUUCCCGUUUAAUUAACAUCUAAUUAUUGUAAUCUAAUAUCUGUUAAUUACACAUUAUUGGUGAGGAGAAAGAAAAAUAAUCACAUUAAAUAAGACUGACUGACAUUAAAAUUUUUAAACCAGUUUCUGUAUAAAAGGUUUAGUUACACGGUGUAGGUUUGGUCAGUUUUAAAUUCACUAAUGAUGGAAUUAAAAUUCUUCACUUUUAUUUAAAGGUUCAUGGUUUUUGUUUCGUCGUCUUUCACUUCGUCAAGGGUGUUUUCUUCACAGGAGUUUUCUUUUUGGAAAAAUUCGAGGGUGAUCGGUCUUGUAUGGUGAGAUUUGCAAUUUUCAUUUUCUUUAAAUAGUUGUGUUAGCAAGACCUUUCCGGAGCCUUUAGCAUCUAAUGGAUUUGUUUCCUCUUCACCUCUUUACACCACCAUGGCCUGUUAGAACUGAAGUUUCUGCUCUGAUUGAUUGCAUUCUUUCACUCUUCGUUUUUCUGUGUAUACUAGUUUAACAAAAGGUUU
This is a messenger RNA of Hemibagrus wyckioides, 1852 nucleotides long. It is a transcript of the gene dazl, whose product is annotated as deleted in azoospermia-like. The transcript is spliced from 10 exons. NCBI's taxonomy places the organism in Eukaryota, Metazoa, Chordata, Actinopteri, Siluriformes, Bagridae. The record is from RefSeq and is a predicted model, not a curated record. Gene Ontology annotation, molecular function: mRNA 3'-UTR binding. The coding region runs from base 92 to 733 and encodes 213 amino acids.